CCGAGAGCACGCGGAGACGGGGGUCAGGGUGUUAUGGCGCCGCCGCGUGCAAGAUAAGUGAUCUUACACAGUUUCUCCAGGACUGUUUCUACUUGUAGAAUUUCAUCGGAUCCCUUACUUUGAGUUGGCAUUCCAAAUCUAUUAAUGAGACAUUAGCUAAAAUGAAUAAUAAAAUAAGUUACUUGUUAAAUACUGUUAGAUGCAUGCCUAGGUGCAAUUCUGUGCUCACUCCCAAAUCUUCAGCCACGACAAGAAAACACAUUUUAUGGAUUGGCAGAUACAGGGAUCCCCUGGAAAAUGUGAACUUCAGGAAAUUGUUUGUAAAUAUUUUUCCUUCUCUGCAUGGAUCAUCUCUUCGAUUUCUAUCUCAGAAGACAGAUGUUUUUAACACAGGUGCUAAAAUACAACCAGAGAAGAGUAUGGAGGCUUUGGUAAGCGACCAGGCUCCCCACAGCUCCUUGGAACUUGAAAAGUUGGAUGAUUCUGGGAGCUUUAAAGUGAAGCAUGUAAUGGAUCAUAGUGAACCAUUUUUUAAUAGUCUCCAGAAAUGUACCUGCCCUUGCGAUGUACUGGACUUGGCUUCAGAGUCUGCUGUUUCCAUUAAGCACUUCACAAACUGUUUAACUACAGUAUGGAGGCUCCUCAAAAACCUGUCUGAAGACCAGCAGCGUUACGAGAAGCAGCUGAUCUUUGAGCACCCAGCUUUUGUCAAGCUUUGUCAGCAGCUGCUGCGGGACUCCAGAAGGAUGACGCGGGGUGACCUGGUGUUCAGUCUGCAUGCAGCAGUGAACAUAGGCGUUCCUCAGAAUACUCUCCUAGUCCAGACUUUGGUGAGGGUGUGCCAAGAGAAGCUCAAUCAACUUGAUAACCGAUGUAUCUCAGUUUUGGCAACUACUUUAGCAGGGCUGGAUAAAGACAAGAAUGUGAGCGCUCUUCAAGCUGGAUUACAAUUACUAGUGGAACAGCGCAUUCCAAGUAUCAGAGACAUCUUUAUACUGCAAAACCUGAUGAAAUGCCUGGGAAAAGAUGCUCCAGUCUUUCUGAAAAAGAAAUUAGAGAUGGCAGUUUUGAAAGAGAUUGACCAUCUGACUUUCCCGAAUGCUCUGCGUGUGUUUUUGGCUCUUGUUGCAAUGAAUUAUUGUUCCAUUCCAAUACUGAAUGCCUGCAGUAAAAAGAUCCAGGAGAAUGUCCACGAUGCUCCAUUUCGGCAGUUAAUUCUCAUUCUGGAAGGUUGUUAUAAUCUUCAGUACCGUAAUGUAAAAUUGUUUUCAGCAUUAGCAGACUAUGUUAGUUCUACUGCCUGCCUUUGGGACAAAAGACAGGUUGUCCUUUUUCUUUCUGCCUUCGAGACACUUUCCUUUCAGCCUAGUGAGCUGAUGGGUACUUUUGCUGAGAAGGUCACAGAAGACCCUGAAUUCCUCAACUUGAAAAACCUUCUGAUUGUUCUCCGAGUAUAUUCACGACUCAACUAUGUUCCCAGAAACCAAAAGCAUCUGUUUUUUGAGACUCUUCAUAGCUGUUUGAAUAAGUACCUCCCUCAGAUUUCCAACACAGAACUGCUGAAGGCAGUGUAUUCACUUAGCGUCUUGGGAUAUCUUCCUCAUCGUGCACUUGAUGAGCUGCUGCAAAAGGACAGCAGAGAUGAACUACUACUGCCAGAUGAUCUUUACAAAGAACAAAAGGAAAUGAUGCUUCGCUGCGUGAAAGCGUGUAUGGAACUUGAUAGCCCUUCCUUCACGAAGCCGGCAUUUGUGCUGACUGAGAAUUUCUCUUCAUUAGUAUCUCUUAAUCUCAGAAAGGCUCGGGAGGCACUGAUAGAACUUCUGGGAGAUGAGAACAUGUUUCGGCAAAAUGUUCAGCUGCCAUAUAAAUAUCAUAUUGAUUUUGAAAUCAGAAUGGAUUCAAACAGAAAGAAAGUGCUCCCAAUGCCUCCAAUAGAUGAUCACACUGACUCAAGUAUUCAAAGAUUGGCUAUUCUCUUUGUUCCUCUGUCUGCCUUCUGUGUGGGUACAACGCACCCCCAAGGAAAGCUGGCAAUGAAGAAGCGGCAUCUAAAUAAACUGGGCUAUCAUGUGAUUCUGGUCCUGAACAAGAAGUUUCAGGAAAUGACAAAGGAAGAUGCAGUUGAGUUUUUGAAAGGAAAAAUUUAUUUAGAAAAUACUUUCCCUUCUUCUGAAGUGACUGUGCAGGAUAAUAAUUAAAAUAAACUAACAAUUUUGGGUCUCCUGAUCUCUCUUUUUCAUAUGUAAUUAAUGUAAGGUUUUAAUGGAAGAGAGAAGCAAUUUUAUACACAGCUGCUUACUCCACAGUCAUCUGAAGGAUAUCCAUAUACAAAAGGGUGACAAGCUCAGAUCAUUGUCAUGUAUCACACAAUCAAUAACACACUGUGAGUAGGAUUUACAAAUGUAAGUUAUAUAGGAAAGUUCACUGGCUCAAGGAUGAUGUUAAACAUUGCAGGAUGUGUGAACAGAUCUAAAAUGAGAGCAAGAAACAGGAAGGCAGAAAACGUGGGCUGCAAGGGUCAAGAAGGCUCUUGCAUGAACAGAAAAUAAACUAGUACCAUCUGAGCAAAAAUGAAACAAAGUUUGUGAAGUAAUGCAGAAUGAGAACAGUGAGGGCUUGGAAAAACUAUUUGUUUCCAUAAGCAGCUGAAUUUGCAGACCCUGACAACCUGUAGUUAUCUCCUGCCUGGAUUCGCUUAUGUCUAAAAACACUUUUGAGCCCUAACUCCAGCCUUCUCAGGGUAUGAAAUAUUCCAGCCACUCAUUCAGAAGAAACAUCCAGAAACUCUUUAAAACUUCUACCUUGCUCUCAAAUUGUCCAAGAUGUUCAAAAGUGACUGGGAAAGAGGGACUAAAAGAACAUUGCAAGGGUUUGAUCUUUUGUUAAGAAAUCAGAAUCUAAAUAAACCGGAGCUUGGAA
This is a messenger RNA of Grus americana (Whooping crane), 2922 nucleotides long. It is a transcript of the gene FASTKD2, whose product is annotated as FAST kinase domains 2. The record is from RefSeq and is a predicted model, not a curated record. The coding region runs from base 162 to 2201 and encodes 679 amino acids. The transcript has 13 exons. Gene Ontology annotation, cellular component: mitochondrial matrix; ribonucleoprotein granule. Lineage: Eukaryota; Metazoa; Chordata; Aves; Gruiformes; Gruidae. Gene Ontology annotation, biological process: mitochondrial RNA processing; regulation of mitochondrial mRNA stability. Gene Ontology annotation, molecular function: RNA binding.